Molecule: messenger RNA, 3265 nt
Organism: Corylus avellana
Lineage: Eukaryota; Viridiplantae; Streptophyta; Magnoliopsida; Fagales; Betulaceae
Product: P-loop containing nucleoside triphosphate hydrolases superfamily protein
Biological process (GO): microtubule-based movement
Molecular function (GO): microtubule motor activity; microtubule binding; ATP binding
Source: RefSeq, a predicted model, not a curated record
UUUGAAUUUUGGAUUUUUGCACUUAAAUUUGCUCUUACAGAAAGAAAACGUUUUCCAAAUUUCUUGAGCUAAUGGCUUCUUGGGGACUGGGGAGCUCCACGCAAUGUGCUUGAGAAAUCAGUGUUCUUGUUCGUUUGUUUUAGUUUUGCUGCAAUGUGAUUUUUUCAAAUACGAAUUUAGGGUUAAGUUUGUAAAGAAAGAAUGCGAUUCUUCCAGUAUCAGAUUUAGGCCUGUAAAAAGUUAUUCAAACGAAUUUUAAGCAAAGUUAGAUCCAAAUAGUCGCUAAGCAAGUGGUACUUUGCAAAUCAAUGUUGGUCAAACAUGCCAAGCAUUAGAGCUCCAGCUGCGAAGAAAACCACGACCCUUACGGUUGCCGUAAAAUGUAGGCCGUUAACGGAGAGAGAACGGGGCCGUGACAUUGUCCGAGUGAUCGACAAUAAGGAGGUGGUUGUGUUGGAUCCCGACUUGUCGAAGGACUAUCUUGUUCGCAUACAGAAUCGAACAAAAGAAAAGAAAUAUUGUUUCGAUCACGCAUUUGGUCCUAACUGUACAAAUGUGGAUGUGUACAAAAAAUGUAUAUCCUCUAUAAUCGCGGGGGUUGUUCAAGGUUUGAACGCAACUGUAUUUGCAUAUGGUUCAACUGGAAGUGGUAAAACAUAUACAAUGGUUGGGACUCGAGAUGAUCCUGGACUCAUGGUUCUGAGUCUGCAUACAAUUUUUGAUCUAAUCAAAUCAAACAAGAGCUCUGAUGAAUUUGAAGUCACAUGCUCCUACCUUGAAGUCUACAAUGAAGUCAUCUAUGAUUUGCUCGAAAAAUCAUCUGGACAUUUGGAGCUUAGAGAGGAUCCUGAGCAGGGAAUAAUUGUUGCUGGGCUGAGAUGUAUCAAGGUUCACUCUGCUGAUAAGAUACUUGAACUUUUGAAUUUGGGGAAUGGUCGACGGAAAACAGAAAGCACAGAGGUUAAUGCAACUUCGUCACGAUCACAUGCAGUUCUGGAGAUUACUGUGAAAAGAAAACAGAGAAAUAAGUAUCGAAAUCAAGUCCUGCGAGGAAAACUUGCACUUGUAGAUCUUGCUGGCAGUGAACGUGCUUCUGAAACAAAUAGUGGGGGCCAAAAGCUAAGAGAUGGAGCUAAUAUCAACCGGUCACUUCUUGCUUUAGCAAACUGCAUAAAUGCACUGGGGAAACAACAAAAGAAGGGUCUUGCUUAUGUUCCUUACCGCAAUAGCAAAUUGACACGAAUACUUAAAGAUGGUCUGAGCGGCAAUUCUCAAACGGUCAUGGUUGCUACAGUAUCCCCUGCAGACAGUCAGUAUCAUCACACUGUGAAUACCUUGAAGUAUGCCGACCGGGCAAAGGAAAUAAAGACACACAUUCAGAAAAACAUUGGCACAGUGGAUACCCAUGUAUCAGACUACCAACGGAUGAUUGACAGUCUUCAGAUUGAGGUUUGCCGACUAAACAAAGAACUAGCUGCAAAGGAAUCACAGCUAAGUGUCAAACCUGUGGAAAAAGCUGCAGACAAUGAGCUGUCUUGGUUGAAUAUAUUGAGUCAUGAAAUCAGUGAAAAUGUUCAGGAGCGGAUAAACUUGCAGAAGGCAUUAUUUGAGCUUGAGGAAACUAACCUUCGUAACCGCACUGAACUCCAACAUCUUGAUGAUGCUAUUGCAAAACAACAGGCUAUUGGAACAGAUGGAGCAGUUGUGGAUGCUUUAAGAGCAAGGCGGCAAGUCAUUCUAGAUAACAUCCGUGACAAUGACGAAGCUGGUGUCAAUUACCAAAAGGAAAUUGAAGCAAAUGAGAGGCAUCGAUGCGAACUCCAAGAUAUGAUCGAGGAAGCCAUUAGUAACAAUGGCAACAAAACUUACUUGCGCAUUCUCAGUCAAUACAGGAUCCUGGGAAUGACCAAUACUGAGCUUCAAUUUGAAAUGGCAAUGAGGGAUCAAGUCAUCCACAACCAACGGGAAUCACUGAGAAACAUGUGGAACUUGCUCAUGGGAUUAGGACUUGAUGAGAGACAGAUAUUGGACCUUGCAGCCAAACAGGGAAUAACAAUUGAAGACUGGACGGUGGCACCAUUUCUUGGUCUUUCUGACAGGAAGCAGUCACCGAAUCCAGCUUCUGGCAGAUUGGAACCCCUCGAUUGUCCAUAUAUGGGGCAGUCGUUCUUGAAAACAUCUUGCGUCUUCCAGCACUGUCAAGACUUUGGUUCAAGAUCAUUUUCAAGGGAGCACUGGGAUUCAGCUUCUACUUUUUGCAGAGAGGAGCACCAUAGCUCAUACUACUUAAUGUCGCAUGAUCACUCCCCAUCAUCAUGUGUGAGGCUGAGGAGGAGUAGUGAGCAUUGGGUUGGUGGCAGGGCAAGUCCAUUUUUUGGCACUCCUAUGAAACAUCCUCAAAAUUUGCGACAUUCGUAUCCAGAGAUAAGAACUCAUUCUUCUCCUUAUGGGGAAGGCUGCAUGUCCUCUUCAUCGCACAGUGCUGAUUUUGGCAAUCAGCAUAAGGAUGCAUGGAAUACUACUAUGUGGCAGCAUUUAUACGAGAGUCCUCAUCUUCGAAUGAGUAGCAGCCAAGAGUUGUACAAAGGAAAAUUGAUGGGCCAUGGUGGGACAACUCAAGGUUUGUUUGGAUGCAGCCCACUCGAACAAGGCCCUGGUUUUCUCAGCUCAAAUCGUACUUUUCAAAAUCCGGAUACCUAAGGUCACCCUUCCAAUUUUGUAUAGCAGUAGUAUUCUUGAAUACUACACCUCCUUUUUUCCACUUCCCCUGCCCAUUUUUUCAUUUGUUUUCUGCUAAUGUACAUAAAUGUUGUAGACUUGUAGUGUUUGAGCAUGCUCGCUUUUUAAUAGGUUUUCUCAGAAUCUGCAGGUGAGCCUUUUUAAUUUCUUAUCUGAAGAAAAGGGGGAGAAAAAAAGGAUUCUGUAGGAAGGUUUUGGUGUGAAUAUAGUCCAGCACUAGGUAGUCGGUAGACUUUCUAACAUGUCGAUUUGCUUCCACGACAUUGUUCCGAUGCUGUGUCUGUAUAUAUUUGUGUACAUUUUUCGGCUACUUGGAUUAAUGAAGAAUAGCAAUUCAUAAUUCUACCAAUUUGAUGUUAGCCAUGAAUUUGGACUGAAAUUUUUUAGUCAGGUACUCUCCAAAGACAGGCAAGAGCAAUGCCACAUGAAUGGUGACACUCGCAAGUAUUAUGUUGGAUUUUUGGCUGUAUCAGAUUAUAAAUUAAUUCAAUCCCAUGAACAGAAAACUAAGAUGAUUAUUCCAAUU